AUCGCCACAAAUGCAGUGGCAUUCAAAUUGUGCGCAGCUAUUGUAAGAAUAUGGGAGCAGGUGCUGAUCCAGUGAAUAUAAUCCUAUUCAAGCUUGUCAAAGAGGGGUGGUAAUUCCAUAUGGCCAUUGGCAAUAAGAAGUGGCACACGCCAGGCACACGCCGGCCUGAUCCUGAUUGGUCAGUCUACCCCAGCUGGGUCAACAAGCCUCAGUGCAAUCUUUCUUUGCAUUUCAAAUGGUAGCAUUACCUUGGCAUUGGGGAUGCGGGCUGUUGGGUAUUUAAAUACCUAGUUCAUUACAAAACUUGACGCGACCCAAGGUAUAGCUGAAAGAUCGAAGACCAAUGGACAAAAGUGAUUAGACGUGGCAUUACGUCAGAGGAUUUUAAGUCUCAAUUAAAUCGACCAGUUGCCCUCACGUAACUGUUUGAAUUAGGGUUUACGAGUAUUCCUUCAACGCAUGUAACCCGUGAAAGAGUCGCGUGCCAGGAGCGUGUCCUUUGUUGUCAUCUAUUGUGGGUGACGUACGUGACUUGCAACUGCACUGGGUUUCAGUUAAUGGAUGAAAACCGAACUGAUAGCAUGGUGCAAAACGAACUGGAGGAAGAUCCCAUACAUGAACCAGACACAGUCCAGCGGACGAAUCCAAGCCCAUGGAAUAACGGUAGACCAUCAUCGCGACAGUGCAGCCUAUGCCGCAAAAGAAUAUACUUUCGAAGCUAUAGCUGUCGUUAUUGCAAGCACCGCUACCACGAAAAAUGUGCCGUUGUUGGUCAUUUAAUGUGCAGACGAAGAAGUGAUACAGGCGAUGAUCACUGGACUAAAUUAUUACAGGCCAAUGAAAUCAAUUCAAACAUGGACCUUUCCGUCCUUCAGAGUCUCAAUAAUUUGUGUAAGAAACACCGUAAUUCUCCCAAAGACAAGACCAGUGCAUUGUAUAGGCUGUACAGAAGACUUCGAAAAUUUGUGCUUCCUAAACGACAAGAGGAGGAGGAGAUUAAAGAUGAAGACAGCAGCAGUGAGUUGGAGGAGACCAGCUCCCGUUCCUACUCCUCACGAGCGUCUUCAAGCUCAUGUUUUUCCAUCACGACAUUGUCAGACGGCUACGCCAGCCGAUCUAGCGUAUCGACCUGUUCCUCGAUGCACUUCAAGCCGCCGACGCUGCUGCCGCCGCAACCACAGCAAACUGAGUCAUUAUCGCCGCCGUGUCACUUCACCUCGGACUCAACCGCUGCACCUGCUGACUUGAGCCCCAGAGAACUUACCGUGCACCCUGGAGCAGCUGGCGCGUGCCAGGACAAAGGACAAUCCAAAUCCAGCCAGACGUAUUGUCACGCAAGCCUGGCCGGUACGAUCAGCUGUCCACAGAAAACGAGCCUUGGUCCUCAGCUGAAGGUGGACGAGAGCAACCUGGUGGCUUCCUGGCCCCCGGUGGGAUACAGACUCUGCAGUUACGAGGAAAAUGAAGAAGGAGACAACGACUCAGUAUUUCUUGAAGAGGGGGAAGAUAUCGAUUGCGUAUCCAACAGCAAGGCUGAACCACCAGAUCGCAAUUCUUUGAGCGACUGCAUGAUAGCGUUUUCCGACCUCCAGUUCAGUGAACGGAUUAAAACAGGAGGUUGUUUGGAAAUGCAUAGAGGUCAGUGGCAUGGUGAUGUUAUUAUCCACAAAUAUGACCCAUCAGUAGAAGACGUCUUUUGGACCAAAAUUUCCAUGCUCAGAAUGAUUCGCCACGAAAACAUCGCCCUUUUCAUGGGUGCGUGUGCGGAGCCGCCGAAUUUCGCAAUUGUUACCAGUGUAAGAAAAGGCCAAUCUCUGUACGAGAAGAUCCACAACAGUAAGGAUGCGCCUCUUCCUCUACAUUCCAAGUUUUCUAUUGCCAAACAAAUAGCGCAAGGUAUGGGAUAUCUCCACGCCAGAGGCAUUGUGCUAGAGAGGCUCAACUCGGAGAACAUCUUCUUAGAGAGCAAGGUCAAGAUCUUCGUCUUAGAUCACAGCUUUUCUGAAAAUCGAUUAGAGAGAUCAGACUGCGCUUGUUUGCCGAGAGGGCGCGCCACUUAUUUUGCACCAGAAAUUUUGCGUACCAUGAGGAUCGAAAACCAACAAGUCAAACUAGAACAGAAUACCAAGGAGUCUGACACGUUUGCCUUUGGAACCGUGUUGUACGAACUCUUCAAUGGGCGUUUCCCCCAUGACAAGCAACCGAUUCAUACAAUUAUCUGGAACGUAGGCUCGGGAAAUACUCUCAAACUGAAUCACCUCAAGUGUCCAGAGGUCAUCAAAACGCUGAUUAGGGACUCGUGGGCGUUCCUUCCGUCAAGCAGACCGGGAUUUGUUGAUAUCAACAAGAUUUUACAAACGGUGGUACAUCUAAAGAAACGCCACAGUUCAUCCGAGCCGGAUUCAAUACACAAGAUUGGGGUCAUGCUUGGGAGUUAAUCGGUCAGAAAUGGGAAUGGAGCCUAUCAAAAGCAUCACAGUAUCCUUAAGAGUAUAACUAGGUUUUAACAUGUGACGGAUCUCACGUUGGAUCAUGGCUAAGGCAUUGCGUCCCAUGGCAGUGGUGGUUGAACUACAGGAGGCAAAAUCAUUCCAAGUCAGUGUGAAUAAACGGAGUCCGCGGAGGAGACAUUCCUCCCUCCAUUAAAUACGUGCAGGUUGGGGUUAACGUGACGUAGUUGGUCAAAAUCAAUGACUGGGUUUGCCUGUACGCAACAAUGGGUGCCGCACUCUGUAUCAAAGGUCUCCUUCGCACACGACACAGGCUUCAAGUCGAGAUUACACGCGUGCUUCUCUCUUAUUUUUUUAGAUCUUAUUCUAGAUGCGCUUCUUGAUUUCUGAUAAACUUUCAUUUGAUUUCUUUUUUACUUUUAAGUUUUGAGCUAUUUUAGUGCAUUUAUAUCACUGCGAUAUCAGUGGCACACCAAUGUGCAAUUUCGUUGCCCCACAAUUGGCCAACUGGUGAUUUUUAAGUCUCCAGUGGUUCUAGUCCGAAAUAGAUUUGUAAAAUUUUGCUCAAAAAUUUAAACUUUUUACACUGUUAAGUUUGUUUUAAACCCAAUAUCUUGAAAGUUAUACAGAAAAAAUAUUUUACAGGUGUGUAUAGUAGCAGUUAAUUUAAAUUUGUUUUUUGUGUAAUAUCAUAUACAAUCUCUUCAUUUCUACUUGUAAUUUUAACCUUUUAUUGGAGUUAUUUUGAGGUUUUAGAAUAACAGUUGCCGUCUUUACAUUUCAUUUCUCCAUGUAAUGAGAAUACUAGAAUUAGCCUUGAAACAAAAUGGUGUUCAGUUGUGGUGAACUACAUAAGAUACUGCUGACAUGCCUGACGAAUGAUUUGUGGAUGGAGAAUAUCUUCAAUUUUUAUAUCAGUAUUUUCAGAGAAAGUGAAAGAGUUAUGCAGUACCUGGAGCUGACAAAUACAGUCCAAACUCGGCUUCUCACUGUAAGAGUUUUAUACUUUGAAUAAUCCUUACACAAAGUAUAUGCCGUAUAUACAUGUUUAUAAUCAUGAUUUCUUGAAAGCCACUGCUGUAAUUGCUAGCUUCAGUUUAACAGUAUUUAAGGCAUGUUGUAUGUAUACAUUUGUAUAGCCUUGUGGGUUUGGGUACACUCUAUCAGAAAAUUACCCUCCAUCUUCAAGUAAGAGUCCCAUUAAAAGGUGCUGGACACCAAAAACUACAAUAUCAUACACUUAGAUUAUGAAUAUGUAUUUUUCAAAGGAAUUGUCUUCUGAGUCUUCCUUAAUAUUGUGCAAAAAAAGAAAGUAAAGUAUAUUU
Lingula anatina is the source of this 3775-nucleotide messenger RNA. Its product is annotated as kinase suppressor of Ras 2. Gene Ontology annotation, molecular function: protein serine/threonine kinase activity; ATP binding. The record is from RefSeq and is a predicted model, not a curated record. NCBI's taxonomy places the organism in Eukaryota, Metazoa, Brachiopoda, Lingulata, Lingulida, Lingulidae. Gene Ontology annotation, biological process: protein phosphorylation.